AUGACUGCCUCCUUGAUCUGCUUGAUACCUAAGAUCCCCUCUCCCAAGGGGUUCUCUGACUUUCGCGCGAUAAGUCUCUGCAACUGUGUCUAUAAAAUCCUUUCCAAGAUCAUUGCUGCUAGGCUGAGUAAAAUACUACCGUCCAUCAUAUCCCCUGAGCAAGGGGCCUUCAUCCAAGUGAGAGCGAUCUCGAAAAAUAUCGCUUUAGCUCAGGAGCUUUACAAAGAGAUUAACAGAAAGGUUAGGGGAGGGAACAUCGUCCUAAAGCUCGAUAUGGAGAAGGCUUAUGACAGGGCAGAGUGGGGUUUUCUGAAGCAAGGGGACCCAUUGUCCCCUGCUCUCUUCAUCAUUUCCAUGGAAGUUCUGAGUAGGGGGCUAAAAAGACUGGUCGAACGAGGUUUUGCCCAACCUUUCAAGCUCAUGAGAGGGUGCCCCUUACUCUCCCACCUUCUGUACGUAGAGGACACUUUGCUCUUCAUGAAUGGUGGCUUGGCAUCCCUCACGGCCUCCAAAGCCUUCCUAGCCGAGUAUCAAGCAGCUUCGGGCCAAGUUAUCAACCUUCACAAGAGCAGCUUUUUCAGCUCUACAGUAUUUCUUCCGCCAGAAUCCGGGCCAUUGAGAGGCUGCUCGGGAUCAGUCACUCCUCAUCCACCCUUUCCUACCUUGGUGUCCCCAUCACGGCUAGGAGGCUAUUACUGA
Molecule: messenger RNA, 699 nt
Organism: Magnolia sinica
Lineage: Eukaryota; Viridiplantae; Streptophyta; Magnoliopsida; Magnoliales; Magnoliaceae
Exons: 2
Coding region: 1-699 (232 amino acids)
Source: RefSeq, a predicted model, not a curated record